Ogataea angusta is the source of this 2145-nucleotide messenger RNA. RefSeq lists its product as uncharacterized. Lineage: Eukaryota; Fungi; Ascomycota; Pichiomycetes; Pichiales; Pichiaceae. The transcript has a single exon. The record is from RefSeq and is a predicted model, not a curated record. Gene Ontology annotation, cellular component: cytoplasm. Gene Ontology annotation, molecular function: threonine-tRNA ligase activity; ATP binding. The coding region runs from base 1 to 2145 and encodes 714 amino acids. Gene Ontology annotation, biological process: threonyl-tRNA aminoacylation.
AUGUCUGAAAUCGAAAAGAAAGUCGAAGCGCUUUCUGUCAAGGACAAGAAGCCCAAGAAGGCCGCCAAAAAGUCUGGAGAUGACGCCGCCAAAAGACCGCUCGAGCUGGAUCCGAAGCCGGAGUUUAUUGAGCACAGAAUUAAAAUCUUUGAGAGAAUCAAGGCUAGACAAGAGGCAGAACUCGCAGCCAAGGAGAGACUGCCAAUCAAGGUCACCCUGAAGGAUGGCACGGUCAAGGAGGCCACUUCCUGGGAAACCACGCCGUUCGAUAUCGCCAAGGAGAUCGGCAAGUCGUUCUGCGAAAGACAAGUGAUUUCCAAGGUCAACGGCGAGCUGUGGGACCUGGAGAGACCAUUUGAGACCGACUCUAAGCUGGAGUUUUUUGACUUCGACUCCCCAGAGGGAAAACAGGUUUUUUGGCAUUCUUCCGCCCAUAUUUUGGGAGAGGGCUGCGAAAAUCACUACGGUGCUCACCUGUGUUUUGGUCCUCCCACUGAAGACGGAUUUUUCUACGACAUGGCCAUUGAUGAGGGAGAUUACAAAGUGUCUCAGAACGAUUUCAGCGACAUUGAAACUCUGUGUUCCAGGGCCAUUAAGGAGAAACAGCCGUUUGAGAGACUUGUCAUGACCAAAGACGAGCUUUUGGAAAUGUUCAGCUACAACAAGUACAAGGUCGCGCUGAUCAAGAGCAAGAUCCCAGAUGGCACCUCGUCUACGGUCUACAGAUGCGGUCCGUUGAUCGAUUUGUGCAGAGGCCCCCACGUUCCUCACACCGGAAGAGUUAAGGCGUUCAAGGUGCUCAAGAACUCCUCGUCCUACUUCCUUGGAGACUCCAACAACGACUCUUUGCAGAGAGUGUACGGUGUUUCUUUCCCAGACAAGGCUCUAAUGAAGGAGCAUCUCAAGUUUUUGGAGGAAGCUGCUGCUAGAGACCAUAGAAAGAUCGGAAGAGAGCAGGACUUAUUCUUCUUCCACGAAAUGUCGCCAGGUUCGUGUUUCUGGCUGCCUCACGGUGCCAGAAUUUACAACGGCCUGUGCGAUCUUCUGAGAGCUCAGUACAGAAAGAGAGGCUACGAGGAGGUUAUCACUCCAAACAUGUACAACUCCAAACUCUGGGAGACCUCUGGUCACUGGGCCAACUACAAGGAAAACAUGUUCACAUUUGAAGUCGAAAAGGAUACUUUCGGUCUCAAGCCAAUGAACUGUCCUGGCCACUGUCUGAUGUUCAAGUCCAGAGAGAGAUCGUACAGAGAGUUGCCGUGGAGAGUGGCCGAUUUCGGUGUGAUUCACAGAAACGAAUUUUCCGGUGCUCUUUCCGGGCUGACCAGAGUCAGAAGAUUCCAACAAGACGACGCGCACAUUUUCUGUACCCAGGACCAGAUUGAGGACGAGAUCUCGGGCGUUUUCGAUUUCUUGCAGCACAUCUACGGUAUAUUCGGAUUUGAGUUCAAGAUGGAGCUGUCUACAAGGCCAGAGAAGUACGUGGGGGAUAUUGAGACCUGGAACAACGCAGAGGCAAAGCUGGAGAGCGCUUUGAACAAGUGGGGCGGCAAAUGGGAGCUGAACCCUGGAGACGGUGCGUUCUACGGUCCGAAGAUCGAUAUCAUGAUCUCGGAUGCCUUAAGAAGAUGGCAUCAAUGUGCCACUAUCCAGCUCGACUUCCAGCUGCCAAACAGAUUCGAGCUUGAGUUUAGAGGCAAGGACGACUCUGCCGAGGUCCAGCGUCCGGUGAUGAUCCACAGAGCCAUCUUGGGAUCCAUCGAGAGAAUGACUGCCAUCCUGACUGAGCAUUUUGCCGGUAAGUGGCCGUUCUGGCUGUCUCCUAGACAGAUACUGGUGGUUCCUGUUGGUGUCAGGUACUUCGACUAUGCUCAGGAGGUGCAGAAGCUGCUGCAGACCGAAGGGUUUUAUGCAGACGUGGAUCUUUCCGGCAACACUUUGCAGAAAAAGGUGAGAACUGGCCAGACGCAAAAGUACAAUUUCAUCUUCAUCGUUGGUGAGCAGGAGCAGAACGAGAAGGCCGUCAACAUUAGAAACAGAGACAUCCUGGAGUUACAGAGCAAAAACGACAUGAUCAAGCUCCACGACGUGCUUCCUAAGUUGCAUGCUCUUAGAGACGAAAAGAGAAAUGAUAAUGCUCUAUAG